AUGUUCACAUUUGAUAUUUGUUUAAUUGAGAAUAGUCAGCAACCUUUCCCAGAAGAGGUGAAAUUGACAGUGAAAGGAGUGAACUCCAUAGCCAAAACUGAUGAUAACUUCAUCUGUGCUACUUUGGAUUGGUGGCCUCAAAACAAAUGUGACUACAAUCAGUGCCCUUGGGCAAAAUCUGGCAUUCUUAAUCUGGAUUUGGAAAACAAGAUUCUUACAAACGCCAUCAAGGCUUUCGAUCACCUUCGGAUACGAGUUGGGGGUUCAUUGCAAGAUCAGGUUAUAUACAGAAUUGGGAAACCAGCAAAAAAAUGCCCACAUUUCAAGAAACAAGAAACUGGCCUCUUUGGAUUUUCAAAAGGGUGUCUUCACAUGGAUAGAUGGGAUCAGUUGAACAAUCUGUUCAACCAAACGGGGGCUAAGAUUACUUUUGGAUUGAAUGCUCUUAUUGGGAGAAAGCAAUCCUCUCAAGACAAUUCACUAAUGACAGGCAAAUGGAACCACAAAAACGCCCACGAUUUCAUGAAGUACACCGCCUCUAAAGGUUUCAAGAUCGACUCGUAUGAACUCGGAAAUGAGCUAUGUGGAAGUGGGGUGGCUCGAAGAAUCGAGGCCGAACAAUACGGAAAAGAUAUGAUUGUUCUGAAAAAACUAGUUCAAAAAUUGUACCCUGACCCUAAUACACAACCCAAGGUAUUGGGUCCCGGCGGUUUUUACGACGAAGAAUGGUUCAAUACAUUUCUUCAGACGUCGGGCCCGAAUGUUGUUGAUGGUUUAACUCACCAUAUCUACAAUCUUGGUGCAGGUGUCGAUCCAACUUUAAUCGACAAGAUUCAAGAUCCAUUUUUUCUCGAUCAAGUAGCUCAAACAUACAAGGAUGUUUCGACCACGGUCAAGCUGUACGGACAAUGGUCGGGUGCAUGGGUUGGUGAAGCUGGUGGGGCCUACAACAGCGGUGGCAAAUCUGUAUCUCAUACCUUUGUUAAUGGUUUCUGGUACUUGGAUCAACUAGGCAUGACAUCAACAUUCAACCAUAAGGUUUUCUGCAGACAAGCCUUGAUUGGAGGAAACUAUGCUCUCUUAAACACCACAACCUUCAUUCCUAAUCCCGAUUAUUACGGAGCCCUCUUAUGGCACCGUUUGAUGGGCAAAAACGUGCUCUCUGCAACUCACGACGGCUCCCCUUACUUACGUGCAUAUUCUCAUUGCUCCAAGAAAACAGCUGGAAUUUCGGUUCUUCUGAUCAACAUGUCGAAUUCGACAACAUUUGAAGUAUCGGUGGUAGAAGACAUGAAUUUAUACCCUAAUGAAGAAACAAAGUCGUUGGAAGAUAUUAGUGGUGAUUCGAAUCAAAGGGAAGAGUACCAUUUGACACCUAAAGAUGGGAAUAUUCUAAGUGACGUGUUGCUACUGAACGGAACACCGUUGAAGCUCACGGAAUCUUUGGAGAUUCCAUCGAUGAACCCGCAGCUUGUCGAUGCAACUUUGCCUAUUACAAUCGCCCCCGAUUCGAUUGUUUUUGCUACACUUAGAGGGUUUAAGGCUCCUGCAUGUUCUUAAAACUAUACUAUUGGAUCCUUUUUAAGGUUUUUCUCUUCUUUUUUCAG
Molecule: messenger RNA, 1607 nt
Organism: Erythranthe guttata (spotted monkey flower)
Lineage: Eukaryota; Viridiplantae; Streptophyta; Magnoliopsida; Lamiales; Phrymaceae
Product: heparanase-like protein 2
Cellular component (GO): membrane; plant-type cell wall
Molecular function (GO): beta-glucuronidase activity
Source: RefSeq, a predicted model, not a curated record